CCCCCCCCUCCUACCAGAAUCACUCCUUGCCCAUGAUCGAGUACUCCCACCCCCUCACUCUCUCCGGCGGCAAAGACGACUUCUCCGCUCUCGCAAUGUUCCAAGACAGUGUCAAAAAACUCAAAAGCCCCAAAACUUCUCCUGGCCCUGCUUUGUCCAAGGACCAGGUCAAUUCCGCUUUCCACCUUCUUUUCGAUUGGUUCUAUGACUCCUUCGGCUCUGUCUCUCUCUCCGCCCUCCACCACCCCAAGUUUCAAGCUUUUCUCACCCAGGUUGGUUUGCCCACUCACUUGCGAAGGGAGCUUUCUGGGCCCAGGCUUCAUUCUAGGUUCGGGGAGGCCAAGGCUGACUCCGAGGCUAGGAUAAGGGAUGCCAUGUUUUUCCAGCUCGCCAGUGAUGGAUGGAAGAAUGCUGCUGCUGCUGCUGCGGCUGCGACUCAUUGCUUUCCUCUCUGUUGUGCUGAAGGAGAGGGUUUUGUCAAGUUUCUUGUUAAUCUCCCCAAUGGGACUAGUGUUUUUCAGAAGGCUUUCUUCACCGGGGGUGUCGACAAUUCCAAGUAUGCUGAGGAGGUUUUGUGGGAGACCGUUACGGCGGUUACGGGAACUGGGGUGCAACGCUGUGUGGGGAUUGUGGCGGAUAAGUUUAAGGCCAAGGCGUUGAGGAAUUUGGAGGUGCAGCACCAUUGGAUGGUCAACACCUCUUGCCAGGUUCAGGGGUUCGCUAGUUUGAUCAAGGAUUUUAGCCGCCAGUUGCCCCUUUUCCGCUCUGUUGUGGAGGGCUGUUUGAAGGUGGGGAGGUUUGUGGAUGGCGAGUGUCGUGUGAGGAGCGUGUUUCUCAAGUGCAGGGCGCAGGAGAUGGACUGUGGUGGCGGCCUGAUUCGCGUGCCUUCGCCCAAAUGUGACCCUUUGAGGAACUUCCAUGUGGUGUUACCAUUGCUGGAGGAUGUUUUGAGCUGUGCUAGGGUGAUGCAGAUGGUGGUGAUGGAGGAUGUGUUCAAGGUGGUGUGUAUGGAGGAUCCUUUGGCCAGGGAGGUCGCGGGGAUGGUGCAGAGUGAGGGGUUUUGGAAUGAGUUGGAGGCGGUUUAUUCGCUUGUGAAGCUUGUUAGGGGGAUGGUGCAGGAUGUUGAGGCCGAGAGGCCGUUGAUCGGCCGGUGUUUGCCUCUUUGGGAGGAGUUGAGGGGCAAGGUGAAGGAGUGGUGUGGGAAGUACAACAUUGUGGAAGGACCUGUGGAGAAGAUAGUGGACAAGAGGUUUAGGAAGAAUUACCACCCCGCGUGGGCGGCGGCGUUUAUACUUGAUCCGCUUUACUUGAUCAAGGAUGCGAGUGGCAAGUAUCUUCCACCGUUCAAGUGUUUGACAAGAGAACAGGAGAAGGAUGUGGAUAAGUUACUGACAAGGCUGGCUACGCGGGAAGAGGCUCAUGUUGUGUUGAUGGAGCUCAUGAAGUGGAGGUCGGAGGGGCUUGAUCCGCUUUAUGCACAGGCUGUUCAGAUGAAGCAAAGGGAUCCGGUAACCGGGAAGAUGAAGGUUGCCAAUCCGUUGAGCAGUAGACUUGUGUGGGAAACUUGUUUGAGUGAGUUUAAAUCCCUGGGGAAGAUUGCAGUGAGGCUCAUUUUUCUUCAUGCGACUUCAUGUGGGUUUAAGAGUAAUUGGUCUUUUAUGAGGAAAAUUUCAGCUAAUAAGCAGUCAAGAGUUGCCUUGGAGAGGGCUCAGAAAAUGAUAUAUAUUGCAGCUCAUGCAAAGCUUGAAAGGAGAGACUUCUCUAGUGAGGAAGAAAAGGAUGCAGAGCUGUUUGCCAUGUCUGGUAGUGAGGAUGGCAUGCUGGCUGAGGUCUAUGCUGAUGCUCCAUUAGUAAUUGGAAUGGCUUGAAGCAGUAGUAGGGUGGGGUGGCAAACACAACAUGGUUUUGACGUGUGUCAACCUCGGAAGAAGAUAAGAAUUUUUGUAUCCGAAGAAGCAUUACGCAUAGUCAUAGAUAAUCUGGCAUAUCUCCUGGUGUGUUUGUUACUACAAAAUGAGUAGGCCCACAAUGGAGAGUGGAUAUCCAUGUCAAUGGUGUCAUGGUCAAAGGAGAGUGAGAAUUAACCGUUUAGGUUGCCAUGAUUGCUAAAAAGGCUUGGAAAAAAGUUGAAACAAGGAGUGUAGCCUCAAAAAAUAAAAAAGGAAAAGGCUUGUCGGUAUGAGAAGGCACAUGAUAUGGUUUAGACCCUAUCGCAAUAUGCAGCCUCAAUGUUUCAGAGAUUAUUGGAGCCAUGAACAGCAGGUUGGUGGUUCAAGGGUUCUGGUGGUGAUGAAAUUUCAUAUCAUUUUUCACCCUUCUUGUCAGUCAUAUGCCAUGACACCCUUUUUGUUGUUGUUGUCAUGCUUUUAUAAAUUUCAUUAAAUUAUGUAAUUAAAUUCUGAUAUACUAUCAACCUGAUGCAACAGUGUCCUAGUCAAUAAUACUACCUCUUCCUC
Messenger RNA from Cajanus cajan (pigeon pea), 2456 nucleotides. NCBI's taxonomy places the organism in Eukaryota, Viridiplantae, Streptophyta, Magnoliopsida, Fabales, Fabaceae. The record is from RefSeq and is a predicted model, not a curated record.